AAGCUGUCGAGCACAACAGUGAAAAACGCGUCCCAUUUCCUGGCCAGUAAGCACAGAACUGAGGGGCUAAAGAUUUUAUGGUUUCUAUUUCUUUAUUUAGUUAGUUCUCAUGCUGUUUUUUUUUUGUGUGUGUGUUGUCGUUGUUGUUGUCGUCUCCUCUCUCUCCCCGCGCUUGCCUGCUCAGGGCUGAUUGUCGUGACCUUGGCCGUCUGCUGGAUGCCAAACCAGCUUCGGAGGAUCAUGGCUGCGGCCAGACCCAAGCGCGACUGGACGAGGUCCUACUUCCGGGCGUACAUGAUCCUCCUCCCCUUCUCGGACACGUUCUUCUACCUGAGCUCGGUGAUCAACCCGCUCCUGUACAACGUUUCGUCGCGGCAGUUCCGCAGGGUGUUCGCCCAGGUGCUGCGCUGCCGCCUGUCGCUGCAGCACGCCAACCACGAGAGGCGCCUGCGCGCCCGCGCGCUCUCCACGGCGGGCACCCCGCGCUCCAUCCAGCGCCCCCUCCUCCGGCGGGCCUCCUGGCGCGGGGCCUCGGCCAGGCGGCCCACCCAGGCCUUCCUGAGCACUUUUCAGAGCGAGGCCAAGCCCGAGUCUCGGCCCCAGUCACCAGAGCCCAACUCCGGGACGAAGCCAGCCGGUGCUGCCGCAGAGAAUGGUUUUCAGGAGCACGAAGUUUGAAUGUCAAGUUAGGAAGCCUUCCGCGGGAGCCGGAGGUCCUCCCUGCAGGAGAGCAACAUCAUCACACGGUGGUCACAAAAUCAGCGGGCCCCCUGUUGAGGACAGAGUGGACACUAGAGGCUUCGGAAAAGGCAGAUGCCUCGACUUCUAAGGGCUGAUUCUGCCAGCCUAGCCUUGACUCUUACAUGGACUUGAGGGGGUGAACUUGAGCUCCACCCGCUUCCUUCAAGGACAUACUGAAAAUU
Molecule: messenger RNA, 923 nt
Organism: Carlito syrichta (Philippine tarsier)
Lineage: Eukaryota; Metazoa; Chordata; Mammalia; Primates; Tarsiidae
Product: G-protein coupled receptor 39
Exons: 1
Coding region: 217-678 (153 amino acids)
Source: RefSeq, a predicted model, not a curated record